Messenger RNA from Pipistrellus nathusii (Nathusius's pipistrelle), 900 nucleotides. NCBI's taxonomy places the organism in Eukaryota, Metazoa, Chordata, Mammalia, Chiroptera, Vespertilionidae. The record is from the annotation of a GenBank genome assembly.
AUGUCAGCAAUGCCUAGACAAGAGCCAAAGAUGUUUGUCUUGCUCUAUGUUACAAGUUUUGCCAUUUGUGUAAGUGGACAACCUCGAGGUAAUCAGUUCAAAGGAGAGAGCUACUCCCCAAGAUAUAUCUGUAGCAUACCUGGCUUACCUGGACCUCCAGGUCCUCCGGGAGCAAGUGGCUCCCCUGGACCCCACGGUCGGAUCGGCCUCCCAGGACGAGAUGGGAGAGACGGCAGGAAAGGAGAGAAAGGCGAAAAGGGGACUGCAGGUUUGAGAGGUAAGACUGGACCACUGGGCCUUGCUGGAGAGAAAGGGGACCAAGGAGAAACGGGGAAGAAAGGACCCAUGGGACCGGAGGGAGAGAAAGGAGAAGUCGGUCCGGCUGGGCCUGCUGGGCCAAAGGGAGACAGAGGAGAGCAAGGGGACCCAGGGCUACCUGGAGUGUGUAGAUGUGGAAGCAUCGUGCUCAAAUCUGCCUUUUCCGUUGGCAUCACCACCAGCUACCCAGAAGAGAGGCUGCCGAUCGUAUUUAACAAGGUCCUCUUCAAUGAGGGAGAGCACUACAACCCUGCCACGGGGAAGUUCAUCUGUGCUUUCCCAGGGAUCUACUACUUUUCUUACGAUAUCACAUUGGCAAAUAAGCAUCUGGCCAUCGGGCUGGUGCACAAUGGGCAGUACCGGAUAAAGACCUUCGACGCCAACACAGGGAACCAUGACGUGGCUUCAGGGUCCACGGUCAUCUAUCUGCAGCCGGAGGAUGAAGUCUGGCUGGAGAUCUUCUUCAAUGACCAGAACGGCCUCUUCUCAGACCCAGGUUGGGCGGACAGCUUGUUUUCCGGAUUUCUCCUGUACGUUGACACAGAUUAUCUAGAUUCCAUAUCAGAAGACGACGAGCUGUGA